AUGAGAGAGACGAAGAUCCCUGAAAGCUAUGUGAGAGUGGUGCAAGAUAUGUAUGAAGGGUGCACUACGAGAGUCAGAACUGCAUGGACAUCAGAAGAGGAGCACCAUGGGAUAUGUUGUUCGUUGAUGACGUGGCGACAUGCCCUGGAAAGACGCGGCAUGAGAGUGAGCAGGAAGAAAACUGAGUAUCUUUGCACAAGUGGAGGUCAGAAAGAAGAAGGUACCAUCAGAAUUGGAGAUGUCCAACUGAACCGAGUGAAGGAUUUCAAGUAUCUAGGUUCAACCGUACAAGAAGAUGGGGGCACCGAGCAGGAAAUUGCGAGGAGGAUCCAGUCGGGAUGGAAUAGGUGGAAGAAGAUCACCGGAGUUGUAUGUGACCGCAAGGUGCCAGACAAGGUGAAGGGAAACCUUCACAAGCUCAUGGUCAGACCAGCGAAGUUAUAUGGAUUGGAGACGGUCCCUCUAACAAAGUCGCAGGAAAGGAAACUAGAGGUGGCAGAGAUGAGGAUGAUGAGAUACGAAGUCGGAGUAAUUAGGUUGGACAAGAUCAAGAAUGAGACUACUAGAGAAAUACUGGGAAUUGGGCGAUACGGUUGGUUUUGGCAUGUGUAUAGGAGGGAUGAAGGGUACGUGGGGAAGAGAGUUAUGAGUAUAAUAGUCGGAAAAAGAAAGAAGAGGCGACCCAAGAGGCGGUGGAUAGACUGCAUUAGAGACGACAUGAGGAGCGUCGGGCUACAGGAAGAGGAGGCCUCAAACCGGAAUGCUUGGAAGGGAACAAGCCAGUAG
Messenger RNA from Penaeus indicus, 786 nucleotides. RefSeq lists its product as uncharacterized. The transcript has 2 exons. Bases 1 to 786 code for a protein of 261 amino acids. Lineage: Eukaryota; Metazoa; Arthropoda; Malacostraca; Decapoda; Penaeidae. The record is from RefSeq and is a predicted model, not a curated record.